This is a messenger RNA of Trypanosoma rangeli, 1743 nucleotides long. RefSeq lists its product as uncharacterized. The transcript has a single exon. The coding region runs from base 1 to 1743 and encodes 580 amino acids. NCBI's taxonomy places the organism in Eukaryota, Euglenozoa, Kinetoplastea, Trypanosomatida, Trypanosomatidae. The record is from RefSeq and is a predicted model, not a curated record.
AUGAUUGGGAAGGUUGGAGAUGGGGGCGUUAGGAGGGAGCGUCCCUGCGGGUGUGCCACGGAAUGUGCCCUGACGCAUAGACUUGAGUGUAUGCUGGAGCAACGGGAAGGGCGUAGCAGCAGCGGAAGUAGAAGAAGAAAUAGAGGCAGGGCGGCAUCGCCAUUCGCUCGGGCCGUGGCUGGGCUGGUGGUGGGACUGCUGCUGCUACUGCUGGGCGUGGCAAACCUCGGGGGUGUGGCCGAGGCUGCCAUGACAUUUGUGCCGACCAACGUUGCGCAGCUCUCACUGUACCAAACCGCGCAGAUGCGCUUCAACAGCAAUCCGUUCGCUGGUGACCCGCAUAUCAGCGAAGGUGACAAGAUUUAUUUUAUCAAUGUGGAUUCAUCCGUUAGCUGCAAUGCCCGGGGGAGCGGGGACCCCCACAACGCGUUUAACGUCACCCCGCUGAAUGGCCUGGGCCUUAUCGGGUACUCUACGAUCGUCGUGCGGAGCUCCGUCUUUUCCGCGGGUGUGUCGUACCGUAUCUGCUACAUUACGCAGGGGAAGGCCCACUUGAUUUCGCCCGCCACAAGCUCCGCUCUGUUAGUCUGGCCCAGCUUGUACGAUCACUACGAGAUGCGGCCGUCGUCGGCGUCCGGUGGGUUGGGGCCGGUGGUCCUCACCUUGAAUGAGAAGCCCCAGGAGGGUCGUCCCCUCAAUCAGGGACUGACGGGCCCCAACACCAUCUUCCUCCUCCCCUGUUCGGUGGGGGGAGGCGCCGACUGCAGCGAGAUGGACCAGCUACCGCAGCUGUGCGCCAGCGGUACCGGCAAAGGCAUUCAGCUGAGUGACCUGCGCGGGGCGGGUACGGCGUUGGUCACAGGCAGUUUCACCGUGCCGUACGUCCCGGAUUCAGACGGGUACGCAGUUUGCGUCCCUUACUGCUCCGACGCCACUGUGGGUUGUGGCACAAGUGUGGAGAUGUCCUACACAGCUGUCACGGUCCCGGCUAUCAAGUUUGCCAAUGCAAACCCGUUCACCUAUCAGCUCACCCCCGCCGCGCCACAGGCACGUGAGAAGGGGUACAUGCUGCUGCAGGGCACCGGCCUGACGGCGGAGGACACGGUAACAGUCAUUCGGGACGGGGAUACAUGCGCGUCUAAGACGCCGUCGUUACUGAAUAAUCUAGAGCUUGGAACUCUUGCAGCCGCUGGCAAGAAUGCGGUGAACAUCACGUUCGUAGCACCGGAACUUAUACAGGGCGCCAUGCGCGGCACUGUGUGUUACCGUCGUGCGGGCGAAGAAUUAUGGUCCACCGUACUGAGAGAUCCGCAGGUGCAGGUGGCUGACUUUGUGAUUGAGAUCCUGCAGCCGACCGGGUUCAAGGUGGCCCCGGAAGUGCCCUACACGGGGAGGCCUCUCAGCCUUUUCUUUACAGGUGAGGGACUGAAUGCUGCGCAGGAUGCGGUGAUUUUGACAACGUCCACGGCUUGUGACUCCGUGGCGUCGCCGGAAACAAUGUUUCCGUGCCCACUUACCGGCGGCACUGCACCACAGUGCACAGCUAUCAUAGACCCCCUGUCGAAUCUGGGGCUAACGCUAUAUGUCUGCUACCGCAAGGGCGGCGUGCCCAGCUACGCCCGGGUUAAUGGUAGCAUCACCACACAGAAUCGUGACCCCAUCUUCAGCAUCCGCCCGUAUCCGCUCUACGCUGGCCAGAAGGGGACGCUGACCUUUUUGGGGGCAGGAGCUCUCCCUCACUGA